Molecule: messenger RNA, 4365 nt
Organism: Cadophora gregata
Lineage: Eukaryota; Fungi; Ascomycota; Leotiomycetes; Helotiales; Ploettnerulaceae
Exons: 9
Coding region: 1-4365 (1454 amino acids)
Biological process (GO): ribosome biogenesis
Cellular component (GO): nucleolus
Source: RefSeq, a predicted model, not a curated record
AUGGGAUGUAGGACUUGCGCUUUGGAUGUAAAUAUGACGUCCAAAUCCCGCGCUGCGCAAGAGCAACUUGCGCUGUUGGAGAAGCAAGCCGCACCCUUUGAGGACCAACUUGUGGAAGCUGCGAAGUUCAUUGGGCUGGGUUUGGAUACGGUCUGCCAGUCUUCGAAAGCUGGAAGUUCUGGCGGCGAAGAGGAGGAAAGAGUCGUUUCAUACUAUGGCAGAGAAGAAUGGCUCCUAAGGUGGCUCUUGAAGAGACUACAAGCUCCAAGUGAUAAUAUUCCCAGGAGAACUCCUCAAUCAUGGAGGCUGUUGUGCUUUCUACUGCGGAGUAUACCUUUGAGAAGUGCUGCCCGCAUACUGGUCGAACGACAGUUUCUCUCGAUCGUACGGCGCAGUCUGGAGGAAGCACAGAAGUCUGCAAGCAACACUGCACAGGCAAAAUCAAAUUCGGAGCCCGGCGCGACCGAAAAAGAUACAGUGAAGGCUUCGAAGAAGAGAAGAAGGUCUGGAGAGCUGGUGACAGAAUCUAGCCCCUCUGAGACCAGCUCGGUACCGAGCCUACUUGACGCCAUAUUCUCCGCAUUGAACUGCGUGGUACAGAAUACGACAGCUAUAUCACAUACCCUGGACCAGGAACGGUCUUCCGUAUUUUCAGCAGAGUAUAUGAAGACGGUUAUCAGGACCACUACUGAAGAAGCAGCUACUAUUCUGGGAUUGUGGCUUUCGCUGUGCCAUGCUGCUCAUCAGCAGGGUGGUGGCACCGUUUCCACCGAAGCAUGGCUCUCUCCAUUCGUAGAAGUCUGGAAUUCACACAUUACAGAGGAUGCACCUCAUCUCCAAUUCUCACUUCAUGCCACACGACCUCUAUUGAACCUUCUUCGAUGCUCAAAGGAUGACAAGUUUCCAGCGUCCUGGCUCGAGCAGUUAGAGAUUCUGGUGGCACGUAAUAUCGUGAUACCAGCCAAAGCUGAUAAGUCGCUAUUUGAAACCUUGACGAAAGCAUCUGUACUGCAAAACACAGACAAUGCACCGUUACUGUUCGGCAUAGCCAUUCGGUCCGUUCCCCCAACUGGUUCUGCCAGAAGACGGAAGGCCCCAGAUGAGAAGUUCUUACAGUCUGUUUUUGGUUCGCUGAAGGCUUCGAUAUCAUAUGUUAAAGGGGAUAAUGGAAAGCAGAUGUGUGAAAUGAUACAACUGGCAAUCAACCACAAAAUAGACCUGGAUCUUACGGUGUUGCGAGAGAUCACCUCUGAAUGUGCAAUGGCGGAUUGGGACCUUCUGGCUACCAUCAUCGAGCUGGAUGCAAAUGUGUUUCUUCUGGGUGAAGGCACAGUUCUACUGGAGCAGCUUCUGGAGGCCAUAACUAAAGCCUCAUUAUCUGAGACAUGGUCGGAUAAUCAAGAAAAGGUUGUCUCAGCAGUGCUGGUACCGCUCAUGCGGGAGUUCGCCAAAGCCCGCGACCUCUCAGGCUUCAUUCGGCACUGGUUCUCACAGAUCGUUGCCUACGAAGCACUGCGAGAUGGAGCUGAUGUGGCUCUGUUCAGCGCUUGGGAGGACGAAACCCUCCGAAGUGAACUCCAGAAGCUCAUGGAGCCGUCGCUGAACGUUUCCCAGAUUGUCAAGAUCCUAGACUGGCUAUCUGAAGAGGUUUCGGAACAUCCGAAUGCAGUUUGCGUCAUUCUGGAGGCCAUUGCUGGAUCCGUCUCUGGAGAAGAGCAGGUGGUUGAUGCUAUCAACUCCCGGUUGUACCACAUCAUGUUUGAUGACGAAGCUGCAAAAAAGCUCUGUUUGAGGUAUAGAUGGCGGUCAUGGAGGAUCAUUUCUCGUACUCUAAGCUGGAUUCAGAUGGGAGAUUUGAACAAGCUUGCCUCGCUCUGGGAGAAGCAGGCGAAACCGUUCGACUCGCUAUUGAAGUUCUCCAAGUCCGAGAGCAUUCUCAAGUGCAAGCCCAAAGAGAGCAGAGGUCUGGAGUCCCUCGAAAUAUUCAGGUUCACAUGUUCAUCAUGGACUGCUGCCACAAAACAGAGAAGGUCUAUUGUUACACUACAGUCGUUGGAUAAACCAAUCAUCCUUGGUCUUCUGCGAGCUCUAGCCAAAGACGUGACUCAGCUCGUAGUCGAACUUCAGGCCAACAAAGAUCUCGGGACUGAAAAUUGUGGCUCGAAGCAGAAUUCUUUGCAAAGAGCCAAAGGAUGGAUGACUUGGGCGCUUAUCCGAUGUCUGUUCAUUGAACAUCCCGACGUGCUUGUACUUUUCCUUGAAUCGGAAGAGCAGCUCCUUGCAGCAAUGCUGGAACAAAUUUUCUGGAUAGCAUCGGCAACUUAUUCAGAUAAUAAGGUUACUUCAGCUAGCAGCUGGCUUCACAGUAACCCAGAAGCUUUUCAAGAAGUUUGGAGACUGUCUUUACGUGGAGGAGUCUCGACUUUAAGAAGUGACAUUCCGGACAACAUCAACAACCCCAUUUUCACCCAUAAGUCACUCAAUAAACUUUUUGUUAAGACGGUUCUGGAUCACGAAUCGAACCUCAGCAACCCUUUGCUCAAAUUUCAAGGCAACAAUGCAUUUGCCAUUUGUAGUCUCAAUGACUUGACUGUUGAUGAGAUUCCCAAGGACUUCAGAGGCAGGAUUAUGUCGAGCUGGCUGCCGGCCGAUGAAGGCGAGGAGACUGGCAAAGGGUUUUCGUAUGGAUCGACUGUUCUAGACAACGGUGUUCUCUUCUUAAAGAGGAAAAUAAUGUACCGCCCCAAGCUUUACGAGGACAUGAAAUUCCAAGGCCUCAUCGAUAUGGCGGAUACUCUUGCUGAGGCAGAAGUCCCACACAGAUCCCAUAAUCUGGCUUCACUGAAAGACCUCACCCGGCUGACGAUUUUAUCUGCGCUUUCAACAUUGGAUCACCCGCGAAGCAGUGCUUAUAUAUCCGACGCUUCCAAGAAGAUUCAGAAGAAAGUCAACAAAGCUGCAGAGAAGAAAAAGCAUCGGCUGAAUUUUGCUCUCGUCGCUGUAUUUCAAGUUGUAUUAAGCGCCUGUAGUGUCAAGUCAACUGCCUUGGAUGAUUUGGAUAUCAUUAAAGGAGAUGACCUGGAUGGCCUGACCUCGACUUUCAAAGACUGUAUUCUUUCUCAAUUGAAGGACACUCUUCGCAAGUUUCAGAAGGAGAAUGACAGCAAUUCUCUGCUAGUGCUGAGUAUCAUGGAUGCCCUUUCCACGCUCGGCAUAGCUGAGUCGGGGCUUGCUGGACUCGAAGAUGCCGUAGACGCUGUUGUGGGCUCAGUUGGCAAGACGGAUGAAUGCUUUGGAGAGCGUCUGCAGACUUUCAUGGUGAUACAUGGUCCCAAAGCUGACGGCAAAAUAUCUUCCACUCAAUUGAGCGGGUCUGUCACCGACGUGUACUCUCGAGAAUCAAUCAUUGCUCGGACAGAUGCUGCGAUUGUAGGAUUAGGUAAUGAAGAGAAGCUAGACCUACUCCAAGAGUUGUUGGGAGAAGAUCUGGGAGGCCUUAAACAGCUAGACAAGUUACUAGCUGCGAGACAGAUCAUCAUAUCGAUUGAAGAUACUCGGAAACCAAAGAAAGAGGUUCGGCCUCUGGAUGAUUCUGACGACGAAGAGGAGGAGGAGAGCUUUGAUCUGACAGAAGCAUAUACAAUUCUCGCACUAUAUCUGAGACAAUGUACUGAUGUCGUACAAUUCAAUAUCAUCAGCGAGACCCUAAUGAUGAUGCUCGAAACUAAGCGUCACAAUAUAUCCCAGUACAACAUCGACGCAACACUCGGAAGCAUCACAAUUCUUUGCUCCCCAAAAAGCCCAAAUCUUCACCCUAUUUACAUGCACCUCUGCUGGCUCAUGCAAUCAGUACUGACACACCAACGCCUGAAAUUGAAGGGCCACUCUCAUCUCACCCAACAAACGCUCCAGUCGCUCCUCCGUUGUCUCUUUAAUCCCCUCCCACACAGCAACGCAAAGACCAACAAAUUCGGUCUCCCACCGCCUUGGCUCAUCCCCACCUCUCAUCAAUUGACAGCCGCCCACGCCGAAGCCUUCACCAAACUCGUACUUUCAAUCUGCGACCCCACAGUCUCAGUAGUGCAAGGGAACUCCAACACACUCACGUCCGAGAAAGACAAAGCUAAGCGAAUCUCGGCGCAGUAUAUGAAAUUUGUGCUUCAGGAUUAUGUCCGCGGCCAGCUUGAGAUGAAGAUGCUGCCCGAGGUUAGAGAAAAGAUGAUUCCAGGUCUAUAUGCAAUAUUGAACUGCUUCACGGAGGAGAUUAGGGACGCAGUUAGUGCGGAGCUGGAUUCGAGUGGCAGAGCGGUGUUCAUGAGAUUAUAUGCCGACUGGAGGAAGUUUGAGAAGCCAAGGGGGUAUUGA